This is a messenger RNA of Cryptotermes secundus, 3850 nucleotides long. RefSeq names its product ras-related protein Rab-30. NCBI's taxonomy places the organism in Eukaryota, Metazoa, Arthropoda, Insecta, Blattodea, Kalotermitidae. Gene Ontology annotation, molecular function: GTP binding; GTPase activity. The record is from RefSeq and is a predicted model, not a curated record. Gene Ontology annotation, cellular component: trans-Golgi network. Bases 500 to 1111 code for a protein of 203 amino acids. The transcript is spliced from 6 exons.
AUUCGGAAAUAAAUUGUAAAAAUAACAAAUUUGCACCACUAAUACUAAUUACAUAUAUAUUAUUGUUUUGCUAUGUAAUACGGUACUUAAAGUUUUAAAAGCAAUUGAUUUAAUAUGACAAGGUUAUAUAGGCUAAAUGGGCAGCGCCUGCUGUCAAGGCGAAUAGUUAGAUGAGUGUUUCAUUGAACCUUUCACUGCUGGACAAUGAUUUUGCAUCAACAUUUGCUUUAUACGAUUUUAGAGAAAACAUUGUACAAUACGAAACGAUACAAAAAUUUUCAGUCUCCAAUGACGUCAUUUCUUAUGUUCUCGUCAUUUCACGCUUGAACGCAUGAAGUUGUAACUUCGAUAUGUUCGAUAUCAUCCGAUAGAUGUCACAAUGGAAGAAAGUGGGGUUGUCGUGAAAAAUUCAAGAAUUUACAAACUGGAAGUAUAUAUAGUAAAUACAUACGUUCAUACAUAAUUGUGUGCCAUCUAAUAAGGUGUACUAAAACUUCAUAUGGAAGAUUACAAGUUUUUAUUUAAGGUUGUCCUUGUUGGAAAUGCUGGUGUUGGAAAAACAUGUUUGGUUAGAAGGUUCACACAGGGUCUUUUCCCUCCUGGUCAAGGUGCUACAAUUGGAGUAGAUUUUAUGAUCAAGACUGUGGAGAUAGAUAAUGAGAAAGUCAAGUUACAAAUCUGGGAUACAGCGGGACAGGAGAGAUUCCGAUCCAUAACACAAAGCUAUUACCGUUCAGCUCAUGCACUAAUUUUGGUAUAUGACAUAAGCUGUCAACCUACAUUUGAUUGCCUCCCUGACUGGUUGAGGGAGAUUGAAGAGUAUGCUAGCAGCAAGGUACUCAGGGUUUUAGUAGGCAACAAAAUUGACCGAGAGGAUCGUGAAAUUCCAACUCAUGUGGGAGAGGAUUUUGCCCAGAGGCAUAGUAUGUAUUAUUUAGAAACAUCUGCAAAAGAAGCAGAGAAUGUUGAGAGGCUCUUCAUGGAAAUAGCAGCAGAAUUAAUGGAGGAAGCGAGAAGCAAAGAACUACCGAGGUAUGAUACCAGCUCUCCAAAAAUAAAUGGCCGGACUACAGUGAUAGGAGAUGGUGGCUGUUGCAAUAGAAUGUCCUAACUGCUACAGUUUGAAUGAGAUUAAUUUAAUAAAUUAAUAUAAACAAAUUCCAAGGGAAAGAGCAAUGAAGUUGCCAGGUGACUUUACAAGGCCCUGACGAAGACUGAUGUUACAGUACAUGUAUCUAUGUAACAUUAAGCUUUACUGCAUUCCUUUUUUUUUUUUUCUUAAACAUUAUUUAAGAAAAUGCAAGAAGUACCUUUUUAAUUAUAUAUUUUAUAUUUUUACAUGUUUCUCAGCCUACCUUGCCAUGCUUGAGCCGAUAAUAUCAUGGAAACUAAGAAUUUUACAUGCUGAGUUCACAUGCUCUGUCAAAGGCUUGCUAACCUCUCCAGGGAACUAAAACACUCACAAGAAAGAGAAAACAAUCUUUGAUUUAUAGGAACAGGCCCUAAUAACCUACCCCCACAGAGUCUAUAAUGAUGAUGAUGAUGCAUGACAUCUUUCUAAGCCUCCUUUAUCUUGCCUGAGCAUCACAGAAACUAUUAAGUUUACAUGCUGAGCUCAUAUGUAAAUAUCUUGUUCCAAAUAUUUGUGUAUUGUUACAUAAAACUAUAUUUAAACAGGGAAAUGGAAGAUAUGUACAUAUGAUACAUAUAAACUUAGAUUCCUGAAAUUAUAUAUGUUGUUGUCAUAUUAAUUUAUUUCUCAAAAAAUAAACUGUACAUGUUUUUUGGUAUACCUGUCAAACACAACAAUAAUAAGAAUAACUCACUUCCACUCUAUUAUGCCAUCAAAGUUUUUAUUGGAUUAGGGUAUAACGUUGCAAUAUGUUUUGACUCCUACAUGGAGCCAUCAUCAGGUGAUACAGUUUACAGUUCUUAAAUUACUGAAUUGUGAUUCUUACGAAUAUGGAUCCAUGUAUUACAGAUAUUACAAGUGCUAUAGGAAAAUUUUACACACCCCUAUUAAAAUUAGGCUCAGAAUACCAGCCGUGUCCUUUCCAGAAUUUUAAGAUACUUACACAUUGACUAAUAUCAUUUACAAAGUAAUGCAGAACUUCUUGCUAAAGUUUCACUUGUCUGUUGAGAUUUGCAUUUUACUGUUCUGCUGCAAGAUUUUAUUGAAGACUGUAUUCCUCAUAUAUUUAUCAUAAGAAUGAAGCUAUGCAUAUUACGACAUUAACAUUGGAAAAUGUAUAAAUUAUAAGUUAUUAGGACUGUAUAUCUAUAAUUACUGGAAUCCAAAUUUGUAUCUCCUACUUGAAACAAUGGACAUUACUCACAGUAGCUUAAGGCAGCUUUGUUGUUGUAUUGACCUAAUUUAUAAUUAUAAGUUAAUGUUAUGAGUACCAUAGUAGCAGAUAUUAUUUUGCCUACUGUCACAUAGUCAGAGAAUGUAAAUAUUGUUAAGCCCAAUAAAGCAGUUAUGUCCAUUAUGGAUAGUGGCAUGAUUUUUUUUUUCAGGAAAGUUUAGGUAUGUGCAUGGGUAGUUCAGAAAGCUAGAAGCUUGGCAUAAAUGAAGCGAAACAUCAAGGUCUUAUGAGCGAAAACAAACCACAGUGAUGAAAUAACACUGGAAAUGAUUUAGCUAGAGGUAAAAAUGCCUGAUUCUGUAAUAUGAAGCAUUUCAUUAUUUUGAAUAAAUAUUGUAACAAGGCUCACUACCUCUAUCCUUCUCUCUCUCAGUGUGUUGACAAGAAGUAUUGUUAUGCAAGAAGUAAAACAUUAGAUAUGACUGCACUACAUAAUAUAUCGAGUUAUUAACACCAUAAUUAUUUCAGGAAGUAUAUUCCAGUAUUGUUUGUAACUCUUUUUACAUAUUAUAUACUGUAGUGUUUUUAUUAGUACAACUGGACAUGUGUAUUUUAUUUCUGUGAUAGUGGCAGUACUGUAACAUGUUGUGUUCAGCUUUUUAAUAGAAGUUUUGAUGUUUUAACUGCAUUGUAUAUAAAGUUUUAGAAACACAAGUGACACAUAGAUUGUUUUAACAGAUAGAGGUUACAGUUUUAUCAGAUUUAUUGCUGUGAGCUUGAAAGUACAUUUAUUUUAUUGUAUCUAAUGUUACUGAAUGUGAUCUCAUGUGAAAGAAACUUUUUUUUUAUUAUUUAUGGUACUUUUUCAGGAAUGUAAUGUAUAUAAAAUACAUCAGUGCUUUAUCUUGCUGUAGAUGAUAUGUUUUAUUUUGUGGCUAUUAUAAAUAUUUGUAAUGAAGAAAGACAUGUUUCAGUACAUAGAUUUUAGAUGUGCAUACAGAAAACAUGCUGAUAAAAUAUAGAACCAACAGGAAGCAUGAUGAAUAUAAUCUGAUUGGAUUUUUGCGGUAUAUUAUAUUUGUUCAUGACAGCUUGCAGAGUUUGAAUGCCCUAAUGACUUCUAUGUUGAUACAUAUAUAGAGUAUUUCAGGAGCUUCAGUUUAUUUGGCCUGCUUCCCCAUCUGACAGUAGGCACUAUUUAUUAGAAUGUCAUACUAUGACAUUCUCUUGUUCAUGUGUCUAAAUGUGAAUACAUUUAGAUAAUAUAAUGAAAUAUAUAACUUCAGAUUUCAGGAAUAAACUUUGUAGAAUGUUUGAAAGUUUUCCAAUUUUUAGCAAAUAUUACAGUUGCCAUCUUAAAAUAUAAUGUCUUGGAGAUGUUUUGGAAGCAGCAGACAGGUGAGCAGGAUGUAAAGGUGUAAUUUUAAUUUUAAUUUAUUUCGAGUUCCAUAAGAUCCAACAAAACUGGUUACAAACCAUAGGAUAUAGAACAUGUUAAAAUACAGACUAGAACAUGUCAAUAUAAACAAAAUAUAAAAAUACAA